Sarcophilus harrisii (Tasmanian devil) is the source of this 1169-nucleotide messenger RNA. RefSeq lists its product as uncharacterized. The coding region runs from base 1 to 888 and encodes 295 amino acids. The record is from RefSeq and is a predicted model, not a curated record. Lineage: Eukaryota; Metazoa; Chordata; Mammalia; Dasyuromorphia; Dasyuridae. The transcript is spliced from 6 exons.
AUGAAGAGACACAAGAAGUUCCUAUGUCCUGCUGCAAAAACUGUCAGAGAUUUGAAACAGCUACAGGAGCUGGUUGCCAAUAGCCAAGGCUCUGUUCUGUGCACCCGAGUCAGGUUUUCUGGAUGCUAUGUGUCAGUCAGUCCACAGACCGCUUACAUCCCACAACAUUCCCAAGUACCUCCUAAACCAGAUGAAAAAUGCCCCAAACUUCGACACCCGCUGGGCGUGCGCGUGUCUCCUGGUCUUCUCACUGCAAGCCGCUGGCGGGCAGCGCUUGCUGGCUUCGCCUUCCUGCGAGCUACGUGCCCUCCAUCGGAUACACUUAUAUGCCUCUGUGAUCAUCGUGGGGAGCAGCCGCCGCCGCCAGCACCGGCCCAGACUCCUGCUUCUUCUCUCGGCUCUGCCUCGGAUCACUGCUGUCCCUGCCUCAGCAGCUUCGGCCAGGGGUACCCGGGAGCCAAAGCAGGGACUGCAAGAGAAGACCUCGCGCGGGCGGACCUUCCUCCCCGGACCCCGAGACGAGCUCGCUGGGGGGAGGAGGAAGAGAAGGAGGAGGAGGAGGAGGUGGAGGUGGAGGAGGAGGAGGAGGAGGAGGAGGAGGAGAGGGGCGGUAGGGAAGGAGGGGUCUUGCCCGGAGGAGCCGCCACCGCAGCCAUGAGCGGCAGCGGUAGCGGCAGCAGCGCUAACCCUGCCGCCGCCGCCGCCGCCGCCGCCGCCUCCUCCUCUUCCUCGGCGACUGCCACCACCAGCACCAGCACGAGCGCCGGCGGCGGAGGCAAUGCAGGUGAAGGGGCGGAAGAGGCAGCCAAGGACUUGGCCGACAUCACCGCGUUUUUCAGAUCCGACCAUGGUUUAUAUCUGUCAUCUGAAGCCUGUGGUAAGUUCUGAUUCUAGUAGUGAGUCUCUCUUCUUUUCAGAAAAAAAAGUUUCAGAAUGAACUAGUAAACUUGAAGGAAAAUAUUAAAGACAAGAUUUUUUAUAUUUUAAAUAUGUUUUAUGCAUUUUUAAAUAUUAAAAACCAUGCAUCAUGAUAUGGAGUACUUUUUCAAUUAUCUAGUGUUUUACUUUUACUGUAAAAAAGAUCCUAACUUAGGAUGUUACUGUGCUCCAUUAUAAUCUUUUAGUUUAAAGUUAAUUUACCCUAUUUAAACAAAUCCUUUGUAAUUUUU